AUGUACCGCGAUGUCCUCUGCAGUGCCUUCCCUGAUCGCCGACUGGAACUGGACACGUAUCUCGCCAUGAUGGCCGAUUUUAAUCAGCGUUAUGGGGGUGCCCUGUUCUAUCAAUAUCACAACUCGUUCUCCGCAAAGUCUGCUUCCUACAUUUCCCUCUACAAUUCCCGUUUAGACUGGUCCGUCGUCGACACGGAGCUGCUGGUCAGGCACUUCAGCAAUCAGCGAUCGCUCAGCUGCAAUAUUUGUAGCUCCCACGGCCACUUGGCCAGUCUGUGUCCUCAGACAGUCUUCAGCGCACCUUCUGUUCCGGCCACUGCCCGGGGUGACGGCCCAGUGCAAGGACCCUCAUCCAAAGUCCGUCUGCCCCCCUCGCGUAAGGCCGCCACGGGGAGGAAAAGUGGUUUCUGCAAAGAAAUUCUAGCGUCUCACCCGUCCACGCCUAUUAAUGUAUCCGUUUUGUCAUAUUAUCUCUCUGCCCAUCCUGACUCUGUGUUUGUUGAUUUUUUGCUCACUGGUCUCUCUCAGGGGUUUAGGGUUGGUGUCCUGUCCCCCCUCUCUGACUCGUACGUGGCUAGGAACCUGCAGUCUGCCCUGGCCGAACCUUCUGUCGUGUCUGAACUCCUGUCCAAGGAACUUAAUAAAGGCUAUGUUCUCGGCCCUUUCUCUGUCCCUCCUUUCUGCCCCUUCCGCGUUAAUUCCCUCGGCGUGGCCACUCGGAAGUACUCCGGUAAGAAAAGGCUGAUUUUUGACAUGUCCUCGCCUCACUCCGACAUCUGGUCCAGCGUUAAUGAAAUGAUUCCCCUCGAACCGUUUUCACUCCACUACGCUUCCGUCGACAAUGCCAUUUGCCUUAUUAAAAUCGCCGGCAGGGGCGCUCUCCUGGCUAAGGCCGACAUCACAGACGCGUUCAAGGUUAUGCCGAUUCAUCCCGCUGAUUGGCCGUUGUUCUGCGUUAAGUGGCAGUCCAACUUUUAUUUCGCCGUGCGGCUCACGUUCGGCUGCAGGAGUAGUCCCCACAUUUUCAAUUGUCUGUCGGAAGCGCUGUGCUGGAUUUUGCUCAACGUCUGCCGCCUCCCGUUCGUCCUCCACCUCCUGGACGAUUUCCUGCUAAUUGAUUUCCCCGCGGGGUCUAGUUCAGGUCUGGACGUCCUUCGCGCUGUGUUCUUGGAGCUCGGUGUCCCUCUGUCGGCGGAGAAGACCCUGGGCCCCGUUCACUCUCUCGAAUUUCUGGGCAUUAUCCUCGACUUCGGUUGCAAUCACGGGCCUCUCUCGGGGAAAAAUUAG
Molecule: messenger RNA, 1287 nt
Organism: Alosa alosa (allis shad)
Lineage: Eukaryota; Metazoa; Chordata; Actinopteri; Clupeiformes; Clupeidae
Exons: 2
Coding region: 1-1287 (428 amino acids)
Source: RefSeq, a predicted model, not a curated record